CUCGCACCAUAUUUUCUCUGCUCUGCACUUCUCAAUUCAGCUCACCUCUCUCUCUCUCUCUGCUCUCUCUGAAGACUCACUUAGAUGGCAGCGGACCAAGUGAUUGCAACAACUGUUGAAGAAUCCCCCGAGCCCUUGAGAUAUCAGACAUCGCUACUGAAAGUAUCCAUUCAUUGUCAAGGUUGCAAGAAAAAAGUCAAGAAAAUUCUUCAAAGCAUUGAUGGUGUUUAUCAGAUAGCAAUUGAUUCACAACAACACAAAGUAACAGUAACAGGAGAUGUUGAUUCGGAAAAAUUGAUCAAAACGCUAAUUAGAGCUGGAAAACUUGCGGAACUCUGGCCUCAACCAAUAGAAUCAGAGGAACAACAGAGGAAAGGGAAGAACAAGAACGACAACAACAACCCAAAUGCCGCUGAUGAUAAUCUAGGAGAAGAGGGCGAGAAAAAACCAGAGAAUCAAUCAACUCUAAAUGAAAAGCAAGGCAAUGUUGGUGGUGGCGGCGGUGGUGGUGGCGGAGGUAAAAAGAAAAGAAAGAAAAAAGGGAAAAAUGCGGCCAACGGUAAUAACAGCAGUACUGCUGGUGCGGUUGCAAUUUCUGUUAAUACAUCAGGAAAUACUGAAUCACAGUCAUUACCUGUUAAUGGAGGUGAUACUUCUGUUGGGCCAGUUAAUCUAAGCCCCCCACCAGCUCAACAUUCGUACCCUUACGGAGCUUCAUCCUAUGGUCAUCAUCAACCUUUAUACGGUCCUCCUGCAUAUGUUAUGAGUUACCGUAAUUCGUAUCCAACUGUUAACUACGGUGCAUCGUAUUAUACUCCACCAGAAGCGUACACGUAUAGUAAGUGUGUACAAUCGGGAGCUACAGGGGGAUUUUUUGAAGCAUCUCCAUUGAUGGAUUCUAUUGAGACGAUUUAUGAUGAAAAUGAUCGGAACGCGAGUGGAUGUUGGAUUAUGUAAUGAAGGUGGUAACGAUGCUGCAAUUUGGGGUUCCCCUCCCCUGGGAAUGGAUAAGUGUAAUGGCAACUGCAAGAUGAAACUUAGCUUAUAUAAAGACAACUCUUUUUAUUGAUGUU
Messenger RNA from Papaver somniferum (opium poppy), 1073 nucleotides. Its product is annotated as heavy metal-associated isoprenylated plant protein 36-like. Lineage: Eukaryota; Viridiplantae; Streptophyta; Magnoliopsida; Ranunculales; Papaveraceae. Gene Ontology annotation, molecular function: metal ion binding. Bases 85 to 957 code for a protein of 290 amino acids. The transcript has 3 exons. The record is from RefSeq and is a predicted model, not a curated record.